GCGGGGUCUAGGUCGCGGGCCCAACCGGCUGGCGCUAGGUGGCGGCAGCAGCAGCGGUGCGGGCGCUGGGCCGCGCGAGUCGCGAGUCUCCGAGACGGACGGCGGCCUCGGUCUCGCCAUGGUGGGCUCUCCGGGGGAGGUGGGGGACGGUUUGCCGCUGUGAGCGCGGCCUCGGACGUCGAGCCGUCAGCCAGGGCCUGGCGGCGGUGCUGAGCUGGGGCCGCCAUGAGCUCGGCUGAGCAGACGGUGACCUGGCUCAUCAGCCUCGGGGUGCUCGAGUCCCCCAAGAAAAGUGUGUCGGACCCCGAGGCCUUCUUGCGGGCUGCGCUCCGGGACGGCGUAGCCUUGUGUCGGCUGCUGGAGCGGCUGGUGCCGGGCUCGGUGCAGCGGAUACACCAGGAACCCAAAUCAGAGGCGGAAUGUCUGAAUAACAUCAAAGAGUUUCUGAAAGCGUGCGGGGCACUUCGUGUUGAGACUUUUGAUGCCAAUGAUCUUUAUCAAGGACUGAACUUCAACAAGGUUCUAAGUUCCCUGGUCACCUUGAAUAAAGUAACAGCAGAUAUUGGUGUUGGAAGUGACUCGGUAUGUGCACGUCACCAAUCGCAUCAAAUAAAGUCAGCUGAUUCUUUCACUGGAGCCCACUUGUCACUUGGAAGAACUUCCAAAAUUUUUCCUGGAAAGUAUCGAAGUUUAGACAUGACAGAUAACAGCAAACAUCAUAUGGUGGUGAAAGCAAAAUUCAAUUUCUAUCAGACCAAUGAGGAUGAACUCUGCUUUAACAAGGGCGAUAUCAUCCAUGUGACCAGAAUUGAGGAAGGGGGUUGGUGGGAAGGAACACUCAAUGGCAAAAAUGGAUGGUUUCCUAGCAACUACGUGAGAGAAAUCAAAUUGAAUGAAAAACCAGCCUCUCCAAAGUCAGCAACUUUGAAAAGUUCACCCAAAGGAUUUGAAACACCUCCUGUUAGUAAAAGCUACUACAAUGUGGUGCUGCAGAAUAUUCUUGACACAGAGUGCGAUUAUGCAGAGGAACUAACGAUGCUUCUGUCAACUUUCCUGCGACCUUUACAAGCCAGCGACAAGCUAAGUGUUGCUGAAGUUACAUCCUUGAUGGGAAAUCUGGAGGACAUCUGCUCCUUCCAGCAGAGUCUUGUUCAGUCUUUAGAAGAUUGUACCAAGUUACCCGAAUCCCAGCAGAAAGUUGGUGGCUGCUUUGCAAACUUGAUGUCUCAGAUGAAAAGUCUGUACCUUGCGUAUUGUGCCAACCAUCCCUGGGCUGUGAAUGUCCUCACAGAGCACAGUGAGGAACUGGGGGAGUUUAUAGAAAUGAAAGGAGCAACCAGUCCUGGGAUCCUCAUGCUUACCACCAGCCUGAGCAAACCUUUCAUGAGACUGGACAAAUACCCGACUCUGCUGAAGGAACUGGAGCGUCACAUGGAGGAAUCCCACCCUGACUGGCCUGACAUCCAGAGAGCUAUGACUGCAUUCAAAAGUCUUUCGUCUCAGUGUCAAGAAGUCCGGAAAAGAAAGGAAUUGGAACUACAGAUCCUGACGGAAACAGUCCAUGGUUGGGAGGGAGAAGAUAUCCGAUCCCUGGGCAAUGUCAUUUACAUGUCUCAGGUCAUGGUACAGAGCGGCAACGAGGAGAAAUGUGAGAGAUAUUUUCUCCUGUUUCCACAUGUCCUUCUCAUGCUCUCUGCCAGUCCCAGGAUGAGUGGUUUCAUUUAUCAGGGGAAAUUACCAUUAACAGGAUUAACCGUCACAAAGUUAGAGGACGGUGAUGAGCACAAGAACAGCUUUGAAAUUACUGGAAGUAUGAUUGAACGGAUUUUGGUGUCGUGCUCGAAUCACCAGGAUAUGCAGGAGUGGGCAGACCAUCUGCAGAAGCAAACAAAGGUCCCAAGUGUGGGAGUUGUGAGACAGCAGUCUAUGCCAUGUCACACACUUCCAUUGCACCCUGUGACGCCACUCAACAAGCAUUCUGAUGGUUAUCCGAUCUCCGUGACUCCACCCUACCAUACCCUUCCUCAUCCAUCCUUGCAUGGGACAUCCCACAGCACGCUGAGCUGGGGACCUCUGGAACCCCCCAAGAUGCCAAAGCCGUGGACUUUGAGCUGCCUCCGGCCAGCAGCCCCAUUGAAACCUUCUGCCGCUCUUUGUUACAAGGAGGACCUCAGCAGGAGCCCUAAAACCAUGAAGAAGCUACUUCCCAAACGGAAACCAGAGAGAAAACCCUCUGAUGAGGAGUUUGCACUGAGGAAAAGGUUUUAUCUUUAUUACCCAGGCACAGCAGCUCUUGAAGAAGAUGCACAAAUAUUGAAAGUUAUUGAAGCUUACUGCACUAGUGCCAAAACCCGUCAGACUCUGAACUCAAACGCUGCAGGACCUGCUAAGUGUUUCCAGCAUUUGCUUGUUUUAGAUUUCCAGCAUCAGCAGAUUUUUUUUUUGAUUGUCACCAAACUGAUGGGGAGAGUUGGGACAGUGUUGGGGCAGCAGUGCUUCCAGAGGCUGUGUGGUCUUUAGAAUCCUGCCCUUUCCCUCAGUUGAAGUAAUCAAAGACUUGUUUUGCCAUAAUUGUAUCUGCAGUUUGUAACUUACUGUGGGUUUCUAUGUGAAGUACCUCUAAGUUUUCAGUGAGUUUGUAACAUGCCCUAUCAUUGAAAAUUGAUUUUCCUAUUAUUUUGUAUAUUACAUAAACCAAUUGAGUCUUUCAGAUUUUCAAAACAAAAGCUGCAUUUCAAUUAUGCAAGGUAGUUUUAACUAUUAAAUUUUAUACCAUGUUGAGCAUUAAGUGUUUGUGAAAGCAAAACGCAAAUUAACUUCAUCAGUUUGUCAGCCACAUCUAUUUAUUAUAAAAUUAGGUUUCAAACUCAAAGUCUAGCUUUGAAUUUAAGCUGUGAUUUCUGAUUUAUUUAAUAGAUAUAAUAUAUCACUCUAUAUCAGAGUAGCCAAACAUUGUAAUUUAUUAUUUGACAGCAGAAUUAAAUAAUUUGAAAUACUUCACUGUUUUCAUUUAUGACAGAUACUUGAUGAAAGGUUGUGUUUGAUUGGCAUUGAUAUUGUGUAGUGUUUUUGUAAAUUGGUCCAUAGUAAUUAUUCAGGUCACUGUUUCACAAUGUGUAAUCUGUUUUUAGAAGGUUAAACUUUGCAGUGAUCACUGAAUAUUAUUCACUGUUUAUCACACCUAGUCAGGAUUUCAGCAAUUACUAUGUGGGCACCUCCAGUUUAAUGUGAUUGUUUUAGUUCUGGGUCAAACAUACCGCUGGUUUUGAUUCUGUGAUUGAUAUCAAUGUUCUGCAUCUGUGGCACAUGCAACAAGUUUCAUAGCCUCACCCAGGAGUUGAGGGUCAGGCUUUCAUUGGAGCUUGGAUAAUGUUAGCAAUCCUGGAAGGUCUUCAGUGAACCAGCUGAAAAGUUUAUAACACUCUCUCAGCCUGCAGUGAUUGUUUCCUGAAUUCAAUCCACAGCCUGCCCUGAUGGAGCUUGGAUUUAUAGCUGUUACCUGGAGUAGAGCAUGGCACGAUGGUGGCAGCUGUCAUAGCGAUUUCUGCCUGAUUUCUCAGCAUGCCCUUCAAUUGCACACACAGUGUGGUCUUGGCUGAUGACUUCCAGCAGGGUCUAACGUCUUUGAGUUUGGGGUUAAGGUGUUGUUUGAAUCCACAAUCACAGUGAUUUCCUCAGACUACAGAUCCACGGAGUUCUGAUUCGCUCUCUAUUUGAUCACUCAGCUGCAGUUGUCAGCAGGUGUAUCUUCUGUGAAACUGGCCCCUGGGCAAGUUCCGGUGACUCCAGAUCCUGGUUUUCUGAUUCGGCAUCUAUCCUCUCCUGAGAUAGGCUGCCACUUAGAGAAAGGUGGAAUGGUAAGGGAAGAGGGUAACAGGUUGCCUUGGAUUGGAGGCUACAGACUGGGGCUAACAAGUUGCAUGUGUCCACAGAACUCCAAUUUGGGCACUCCUGGUUAUUAGGUGUGUGUAAGAAUACUGUUUGUGCUGUAUUCAUCAUUAUCUGGUGUAAUGAACAGUGCUGCUGGAAUGUCCAAUUUCUCCAAAUUGAACCUUCCUACAUAGUAUAAAAUAAGAUGGUUUGAGGCCAUUGAUUGGAUUCUAGUUAUACCAGCAACCUGUAAUUGGUACAUUUCUGGUUAACUGGAGCAUGAUAGUAUUUAAUAAACGUGAGCGAGUAAUUUAUCAUAACACAUAGGAAGGCUCCUUGUAUGAUGAGGUUGGGUGGAGACAACUCAUGUGUAGAGGGUAGCACUUAACCAAACACAACUCAGUGUGUCCUGUUGUACACUCAGUAGCUUCUGUGCUGUGCGGUUCUGUUUCAGUAAUAGCUAAUUAUUUGCAAAAAAAGCAGUUUCAAGAAUUAAGGCCUUUAAAUAAACAAUCUUUUGUAUAUUUGAGUGUUGCAUUUGUACAGUGUACGACUGUCUCUUGUGAUCUGCAUUUAUCCAACUCAAGUGUUUGUUUUUUAAAGUAAUUCAUUUCCAUUGUAAAAUACAGUUGAAAAUAAAAUGUCUUUAUUAUAGUGUUGUUUUGUAUUAUAUGUUGAACUUUGCAAAGAUGAGAUUAAUUGAUAUUAUAGCCUGAUGAAAGGGCAUUGCUGGUGAUGGUGUAGGAACAGAAAUGGACUGUAUGGCGCAUUGUCUAUGCUGUGUUCAGCGAAGUGAGCCAAGAGAUCCUUUCACCUUGCAAUCUGAGCCCUAGUCAUUCUCACAGGUAGAUCACUGGUCAUUAGCUCCUAGAUUAUUGUAAUAAAACUGACAGUAGGAGUAAUAGAUAUUGAUGUUUGAUAUUUUACUGAAUUUAUAAUCCUAUAGUGCCAUCUGUUUUCAGAGUCAAACUUUUAUUCAAGUGACAUGAAGCAAUGACCAUUUGUGAUUAAUGUAAUCCAGCCCCAUGUCUUCAUCUUUCCAGACAAAUCAACUAAUUUAUAAAGUCUUACAAUGAUAGUAUUCAGGUGCAAAAUUGCCAUCUGUUUCUCCUCGACUUUCCUGGGAGAGAGCGAACAAUGCUUUAUCUGAAAAAACUCAACAAUGUUUCAUUCCAGGCUGAUCUCUUCUCCAACCCGAGGGAAGGAUUUGCACAGAUUUUGAACAGCGUCCUGCUUAAGACUGAAGUGGGAUAUAAAGUAGGUUCCUGACUGGGUAGCUGCCAGCUCCAACUUCACUGUUGACCAUAAACCCUACUUAAAGCAGCUUGUGUUGAGAUUAGAUUUAAAUUGUUCUAUUCAUGUUGAGCCAGUGCUGUCCUUGUGCUGUGGGGUAGACUGGGAGCAGAUGAUUGUUGUAUCAUACCAGUAUAUUCUUCAAAAAGAUUUCGGUAGUUUCCUCACUGAGGAUUCCCAUGGAUUUUUAUUUGGAAGUGGUGAUAAGGGGCUGCCCAGAAUUCCUGAUUUCCAUGCAUGUAAAGUCCAGGUGUCAUUUUGGACUGGUUUGAACUGGUCUUUAUUGUUUGGUGUGAACAAUUGUGCCUCUGGGUAGAGGUACACUGCUCACUCUGAAUACACCAUUGACUCUUUUUGUAAUAUCAGUGAAGUCAGCUUACACACUUGAGCUUAGUGUUGGUUUUGCCUGUUGUUUAAUUCUACAAGAAGACAGUGACAGAAGCUUUGAAGGCAGCCGGCAGCAGGACCGACGCUUUAUUAGGUGAGGCUUUCUGGUACUAGGUAGGACUAUACUGCUGUAGUCCAUCCACUUCACGGCUUGACGUGUUGUGCAUUUUGAGAUGCUCUCCUGCACACCACUGUUGUAACAUAUUUGAGUUACUGUUGGUAAUUUGAGUUACUGUUACCUUCCUGUCAGCUUGAACCAGUCUGGCCAUUCUCCUCCGACCUGCCACUGAUUGGCUGCUUUUUGUUUUUGUACCAUUCUCUGUAACCUCCAGAGACUGUUGUGCAUGAAAAUCCCAGGUCAACACUUUCUGAGAUACUCAAACCACCCCGUCUGGCAUCAACAAUCA
This is a messenger RNA of Hypanus sabinus (Atlantic stingray), 5957 nucleotides long. RefSeq names its product rho guanine nucleotide exchange factor 7-like. The coding region runs from base 226 to 2520 and encodes 764 amino acids. The transcript has 19 exons. Gene Ontology annotation, biological process: intracellular signal transduction. The record is from RefSeq and is a predicted model, not a curated record. Gene Ontology annotation, molecular function: guanyl-nucleotide exchange factor activity; protein binding. NCBI's taxonomy places the organism in Eukaryota, Metazoa, Chordata, Chondrichthyes, Myliobatiformes, Dasyatidae.